Staurois parvus is the source of this 468-nucleotide messenger RNA. The record is from the annotation of a GenBank genome assembly. NCBI's taxonomy places the organism in Eukaryota, Metazoa, Chordata, Amphibia, Anura, Ranidae.
UUCUCAGAUACAAAUGUCGCCCUCCAAGGUCGAGCAACUCAAUCUUCAAUUUUACGAAGCUCAAGCAGCGGCUAUCAGUCAGCAGCAAUAAACGCCAUAGAUGGGAACCAAGACUCUGACUUUUCCCAUGGAUCCUGCUCACAUACACAUAAUGACCCGUCUCCUUGGUGGAGGGUGGACCUGCUGACACCUCACAUAAUCAGUCAUAUCAACAUCACUAGCAGAGGAGACUGCUGUGCUGAAAGACUGAAUGGUGCUGAAAUUCUUAUUGGAAACUCUCUGUCCAACAGUGGAAACAAUAAUCCCAGGUGUGGAGUGGUGAUCUCAAUCCCAGCUGGAGGAACAGAGACCUUCGUGUGUAGCGGCAUGGUUGGCCGAUACGUCAAUGUCAUUUUACGUGGAAAAUCAGAAUAUCUUCAUCUGUGUGAAGUUCAGGUCUUUGAACAUUACUUAGAAAAUGAAGUCUAA